AUGGAUGAUAGGACCCCUGGUUUUAGGUUCUACCCAACAGAAGAAGAGUUAGUUUCAUUCUAUCUGCACAACAAGCUUGAAGGAACUAGACAAGACCUCGACCGGGCUAUACCUAUGGUUGACAUUUAUGAAUACAAUCCAUGGGACCUCCCAAGAGAGUUAUGUCAAGGGGAUCCUGAGCAGUGGUUUUUCUUCAUUCCUAGGCAAGAGAGAGAAGCCCAUGGAGCAAAACCUAACAGGCUCACGACUAAAGGAUAUUGGAGAGCCACUGGAUCUCCAGGUUCUGUUUACUCGAAUAACCGAAUAAUUGGAGUGAAGAGAACCAUGGUUUUCUACAGGGGAAGAGCUCCCGGAGGAAGAAAGACUGAGUGGAAGAUGAAUGAGUACAAAGCCAUUGCAGGAGAAGCUUCUUCGUCAGCAAGUGCAACUCCAAAGUUAAGGCAAGAGUUCAAUUUGUGUCGAAUUUACUUAAAAUCGACAAUCUUGCGAGCAUUUGACAGACGACCUUCAGGAGUGAUGAUGAUUACGGGCGAAGCAAUCGUUUGCCAACCUCAUCAACUUAACGACACAAGUACAUCUCAUCAAAGCCCUCCAAUGACGGUGAUCAGAACAAGUUCACCAAAAAACACAUCCACAGGAGACAAUGUCAAUCCCCCUCCUCAAGUUGUGGAAAAUGAUAUCUGGGACUUGGAUGUGCCUGUUGAUAAUAAUUUUUGGUUGGACUGGGGAUGA
This is a messenger RNA of Ilex paraguariensis (yerba mate), 732 nucleotides long. Lineage: Eukaryota; Viridiplantae; Streptophyta; Magnoliopsida; Aquifoliales; Aquifoliaceae. The record is from the annotation of a GenBank genome assembly.